CUCUGUUACCAGAUCAACCUUUAAACCUCAAAGUCACUGACAUCAAGUCAAGAAGUGCUGAAAUAUCUUGGCUAGAUUCCGCAAACACAGGAGAUGGAAAUCUUACAGGAGUGUGGAUUAAACUGAAAAAAGAGAACUCCCUUAUCCUGAAAACUACCACAGAUAAAGUCAACAAAUACAAAUUAGAUAAACUCACUCCAUACACUACAUAUGAAAUAUCAGUCGCUGUUCGAAAUAAACAUGGUUUUGGUGAAGAGACUAUUACUUCGUUCACAACAUCAGAAGAAGGUGAAAUAGAUAAAAGCGUAGACAAUUCAUAG
This is a messenger RNA of Paramuricea clavata, 320 nucleotides long. The record is from the annotation of a GenBank genome assembly. NCBI's taxonomy places the organism in Eukaryota, Metazoa, Cnidaria, Anthozoa, Malacalcyonacea, Plexauridae.